AUGAGCCAAGCACCCCGUGCAAACCGGGGCCACAGGGAGAGGAAUGGGGACCACCGGCAGCCCCGCGAAUCACAUGAGGAUGACCGCUCAUCAGCUGACAGGUCAUCUUCCCGACCGCCUUACUACAACAGAGAUCAAGACCGUUCUCCCAAACGUGCACGGGACAUACCGCGUGGUGAAUAUAGUGACUCCAAAUGCACGCACAUGUGCUCAAGGAGAGGUAUCGUUCUGAUCUGUUCUGUGCUGACCAAUGGCUUGGUCCUGAUCUGCGUGGUCGCCGCCCAGAUGGUAACUACAGGAUUAUCUUCCAUGGGCGGGCUCGGCAGCUUCGACAUCAACUCCAACUUUAACCUGCAAGGCACCGAGUUGCAGAAGGUGCGUGAACUGGACAUGCAGUACAGCCAGAUGAGAGCGCCGGGAAUCUACGGCGGUGUCGCGUUCAGCCUGACGAUGGGUGUAAUCUCGCUGCUUUUUGUAGUGGCAGGCAACAAGCCCCCUCACCAUUUGUCGCGAAAGCUUCUUUAUGGGGCGCUGAUAUUUCAGGCAGUAGGAGCCGCGGCCUAUGUGGUGGCUGUCGGUCUGUACCUGCACUUCGUCAUCGGUGUCAAUGCCACUGAUAUUUGCCAGCAGCGGGAACGGCUGUACGCGCGAAACGGGUACACAUGGAUGAACUGCGAUGUCAGUGGGGCGGAUGCGGCCGUCGCCUUAUUUGGACUCAUCACGGCCAUCUUAUACACGGCCGGGACUGUGCUUACCAUCCAGACUAUUCGUUGGGUGAGGCAGUACCUGCAGGAACGGAAACGGCGGCAAGUGGAGAGAGAGCAACCCAGAUCCCACCCACAUAGAGCCCCUUUAAGGGCUGAAACCACCUCUGUGUAA
This is a messenger RNA of Nerophis lumbriciformis (worm pipefish), 879 nucleotides long. NCBI's taxonomy places the organism in Eukaryota, Metazoa, Chordata, Actinopteri, Syngnathiformes, Syngnathidae. The record is from RefSeq and is a predicted model, not a curated record.